UCUACGGUUUGUCACAAAACGCAGCCGACGCCGAAAUGAUCGAUAACAUGAAUAUUUCAAUAGCGGACUACUUUGCUGAGCGUUAUUCCAUCCAUUUGAAAUAUCCAAAAUUGCCCUGCGUGCGGAUAAAGCCUAAGCUGAGCGAAUACAUGCCAAUGGAACUGCUCUAUGUACUGCCCUACCAACUCCCGAAGGCAGAUAAAGCGGACAUUGCAAGCGAGAUCAUACGCUGUUCAUCAGUUCGUCCACAAGAUCGCUUCUUCGAGCUGGACCACUUUGUAAAGGACUUCGUUCGAAAACAACAUCGUUUGGCUAGGGAUUUACACUUGGAUGUGAGUGCAGUGAAGCCAACGGAUGUCCCAGCGCGUGUUCUACCCCAACCACAAGCCAUCUUCCAUGGGCAGACUACAAUACUUGGACGUGGAAAGUGGAAUCCGGCCCCCUUCUACCGGCCAGUUGGCGGCCCGACUUUGAAGUGGGCAAUCCUUGCGGUCCCCCCAGAUAGGAUGGCUCCAGCCGACAGUCGGAUGUUGCAGGAAGAACUGCCAAGGAGUUCCGCAAAGCUGGGCGUGCAUCUGGACCCUAGUCCACUCGUCAAGACCAUUACAUUAGCUCAGCUUCGGUAUGCCUUCGAAGAAUUUAGGAAAAAGGGGAUAGAACUGGCGGUCAUCAUUCUCUAUGACAGCAGGUCGUACUCGACAAUAAAGCGACUUGGUGACCUGGAACUGGGAAUGAAGACGCAGUGUGUCAAAAACACAACCCUUAGAAAGCCCAAUGUUAUGCUUAACCUGAUGCUAAAAAUCAAUGGCAAGUUGGGAGGCAUAAAUUGGUCUGUAAAACAACUGCAGGAAGAGAACCUCUUGAUGGUCAUGGGGGCUGAUGUGACGCACCCCGCGGCAACCAAGGCAGACAGACUGCAGAAGUCGGUGGCGGCAGUCAUAGGAAGCCUUUCGCCUGAUCUGAUGCGUUAUGCG
Molecule: messenger RNA, 974 nt
Organism: Dibothriocephalus latus
Lineage: Eukaryota; Metazoa; Platyhelminthes; Cestoda; Diphyllobothriidea; Diphyllobothriidae
Source: the annotation of a GenBank genome assembly